AUGAGGCGUGUAUCAGUCAAGCCACCCCGUCUGGAGCUCCUUCGCAAGAAUGAGCUCCCCAUGGGAUUCCCGAUAAUGGAUUUCCACAGUGUAGUUCUUUCAAGGUACAAUCUUGUCAAAGAAGCCGAGCCGAAGCAUCCUGUCAGUCUCCCCAGCACAACUAACAUGGUCCAAGAAUCAAACUUCAUACACGGGAGCGGCAGACGUCGUCGCACGGCCGUCGCCCCGAACAGACUCCAGGGCCUUCCCUUGAUCGAGGAACCGGGCCAGUGGUUCCUCUCAGAACUUUCCCCCUCGCACAGACUCGGCCCUGAUUCAUACCUCGCUCUCCGACCUCUUCUUCUCGGUUUUAAUCCGUCCGCUUGCAUGGGCGCGAGUAUCAGAACGUUCGGGAUUCUAGGCCUCCUUCUUCGGCGCUUCUCCUUGCCGUCGUCAUCAAGGAUCCGUUUUCGAAGGCUUCUUCAUGAAUCAGGUUCUUGUCAUCUCGAUGGAGUCUUGUUCAUGACUUCAUGGUCAACGGGGGGUGAAUAUCGCCGAGUUGUUCGGAGGUCUGGUUCGGACAGCGAACAACAGAUUGAGACGCCGUCUGAAGUGACUGGCAGUGAACUAGACGCGGAUGAGAGAGGAACAAUUUUGAAGGUGCCGUUCGCACCGAGUAGGGGUGCACAAGACCGAUUCAAGAUGCGCUGUUUGCUUACCCGCCCAACCUGGCCAUUCGAACCGUCAAACAUCCUCAAGUCGGAGAACGAUUGCCGUAAAACUGUCGUUUCCCAACGAUCUGGCCAUGCGCCGAUCGUCCUUCUCCUGUGGCCAAUCAUAUUGACGCCAAUUCACGGUGAGCCCAAGAAGCUAUGGAGCUUCCCUGAGCUUCCAGGUCCCGGCUUGCCUACCAACCACCAGCGUAUCGUGCCAGUGCAAUUUCCACCAUGUUGGCAGGCAAAUAGACUGGCCUUGGCUCAGUGCGAUCUUCGGAGGGUUAAUUCAAGAGCCCAGAGUCAAGCCUCAACGGUUCGCCCUGUCCGCCAUCUGGCCCUGAGCGACUGGCCAGUGAUGUCGAGCGAGAGAACCCCAUCCAGGCCAGGCAUGCCCAGCCGACAAGGGCGAUCAUGGGGUUGCAGCAUGUCUUGGUUGGCAGGCGUGGCAGGGCAGGGCGGUACCUAUGUUACGACGAUUCUUUGUGACAAUCCCAGGGGCGACCACAGCGAAAGGAGAACUUGCGAUCCAAAGAGGCCAGAGUCCAGAGUCCAGGACGGAAGCUCGACGAGAGUGUCCAAGAACGGACGACGAAAACAGGAACGGGAAGCGCUACGAUGGCCAAGCCAGCCGUUGCUGAAGAGAGAGAAUAAUAGCGAGGAUGGAUGGAGACGACGGAAAAAGGACGCCAAUGCGCGUCUCGGUCAACAAAUCUUCAAGUGGCAGACCAGCCGUGCCUUAGCCCUGAGCGAGUCUGACGUGCGCGGGUGUGAGAGCGAAGGAAGUGUGAGCUGGCUGCUGAGUGUUGUACUCCGUUCAGAUGGCCGUGUUGGUGACGGUUGCUUGGGCUUGGGGGCAAAGGGACGGGAAGCCGGCGUGCAUGUACCGGGGGACCCGCAGCUGGCCCAAGCUCCUCAACGUCUCGAAGCUUUUGGUUUCCCUUCCAAGUUCCCUGUCCUUCUUCUCGCCUGUCCCCCGUUUCUGUCUUCUGUUCCUGCUCGCCUCGAGUUCCCUCACCCCAAGCACCAAGCAGGGACCUGGAGACUGUCAAGGCGAAAGUCAACCCGCGCUGUCAGAGUCAAUAACGCUUCACGCUUCCCCGGUGCACAGCCUGGGAGCCAGCCAUGCCAUACGGAGUACCAUGCCAUGCCAACUCAGCUCAACAAGCAUUUUGAUGGAUACCUGACGUUUCGAUGGUCAUAUUCUCAAGUUAAUGCCGUCCCUGAAAAUCAUCACAAACAUCGACACCUAGUCGUGGAGCAAGCCACCGAUACUGGCUGUGUAUUCACUGGCGCGCCCAGGCGACUCUAUCAUGCGACGGAUCUGUGGAAUCCCAGUUUGGGACCAGCCAGGCUUGAAAGGGUUAUGGAUGUCUCUAUUUCUGUUGAGGAGGGCGUGUCUAACAACACCCAGCCCGUUCCUUAUCGGUAUCACCGGGAACCCCCCAAGAGCCCAUGGGGACUCUGCUUCGUCUGCUUCGUCUGCUUCGUCUGCUUCGUCUGCUUCGUCUGCUUGACCAACGUCGUCCCCUGCAUCUUCAGUGUCAAUCUCUUAGAGGGAACCGCUCGUCAUCCCCCCUCCAUCAUGUUUCCUCGCCUUCACACCACCGCAACUCGCUCCCAGUUCGCAGUUGGCACUAGUUUAGACUCGCACAACCAAGCAAAUCACUGCACGGUGAUACCAACCGCGAAUUUGAUAGGUUUCUGGGUUGGGGUUGGCGGAAUAGGCUCGGCCGUUCUCGCUCAGUCUUCCACCCUCCUCCCUAUGGACAAAAGCGCUAUGGCAACCCACGCUCGCCUACUCCUACCUUACUGCUUACCUCCCGUCCGGUGCCCGCCUUGGCAGGGUCACGAAGCUGCUUCAUCGCAGUACCCGACCACCUCGAAGAAACCAAGUGAACCACCGAACCCAGUCCAGGCUCCACGGGUAGAGUCUUCUUUGCCUGAACGUGCUCAUCGCAUACACGUGCCCCAUCCUUGCUCUCUCUCGUCCUUGCGCAUCGAUGGAUAUGUCUCUCUUGUCUCCAGCGCCUCGUUUCCUGCCAAGUUUAGAUAUAGAAUUGGCACGAUUGGCACGGUUAGAAUCUGUAACCCUGGGUUCAGCGCCAGUAGAUCCCAGAUCCAGGAGCGGUUGGCUGGAAAUACAUGCCAUACCCGCGCCAUUCCCCUCCCGUCGUCAGCUCACGCGGCGCCCCGCGCAGAUCGGGGCGGUCUGGUGCCCAGACUGCUGAGUGCUCCCCGACUCCUGCUUGGAUUUCUGUUGUAUAAUAGUUGGAAAAUAGUGUGGCCACUACGGAUGCUCAUCCGCAAUACCCACCAAGCUACGUACAGCCAGUCUGGCGAUGGACUUGCCCAUAGUUCGUCGGCUCCUCUGGAAACCAGAAGGACGAGACCAACUGCAUCCGCGGGGAACAGACUAAACAAGACUCGCCUUAUGUGCAUGCGUGGUGGCACAAUAGCGUUCCCACCCAUGGGGCAGAAUGCCGACACAUACAUUGAGCCCAGAAAGUAUGCGGAAACGGAUACCAAGUGCCUGCUGGCAAGGGUAUCUCACCCACUCCCGGCACCCGGCUCUCACCCUCCGCCAAAGGCCAAAGGCCAUGCCAUGCCAUGCAGGCUGUCCUCCGCCGUUCACCGGACCUCCGGGUACAUCCACCUCCUUCGUACCUCUUACACGGACAACGGGCGCGACCUGUACUUUGACCCUGAUUCCACGUUUCUCAGCAACGCAAGUACCUUUCUUUUCUCAUUCCCUCAUAAUGUAGGUUCAGAUAGGAUGCAACUCUUACCGUUUACCUUGGUCUGCCACCAUACCACACUCUCACUCACUCACCACUUCCACCGGCACAACCGCAACCGCCGUUCUCAUCCCAUCCCAUCCCCGAACCCAGACCAGACCUGGGACCGCCCUCCCCCUCCCCUUCUAUCUCUGUCUCUCUGUCUCAAUCUCAUCCCACCGCUCACUCCGUCGCAUCUCAUCCCAUCCAUGCCCCUACCCUCUCCCCAAUCCAAACCUGUCCAAACGUAUUCGCCGGCCCACCCUGGCCAAGUCCCCGUUCCAGUUCCCAGUGUUCCAGUUCCAGUUCCGGGGGUCGUCAGACAAGAGAGGGUGUGUAUCUACGCCCUGUGUGCAUGGAGCUCUGUCUCGUUGUCUCUGAUCUCUGAUCUCUCACCCGCCCUUCCCUCCUUCCGUGCCAAGCCUGAAGCAACCUCUCACUCUCACCUCACAUCUGAGUCUCAAGACAUCGUCACCAACCUCUUCCAACAAGCUAUCAGAACUACGAGCCUGGUCGGCACUUGA
Colletotrichum lupini is the source of this 3993-nucleotide messenger RNA. RefSeq lists its product as uncharacterized. Lineage: Eukaryota; Fungi; Ascomycota; Sordariomycetes; Glomerellales; Glomerellaceae. Bases 1 to 3993 code for a protein of 1330 amino acids. The record is from RefSeq and is a predicted model, not a curated record. The transcript has 23 exons.